Molecule: messenger RNA, 3106 nt
Organism: Cuscuta europaea
Lineage: Eukaryota; Viridiplantae; Streptophyta; Magnoliopsida; Solanales; Convolvulaceae
Source: the annotation of a GenBank genome assembly
GGAAGGGAGAGAGAAAGGGAGAAAAAGAAGCUCAAUGAUUGAAAAUUCCAAUAUGUAGGGUCUAACAAAACAGGCAAUGUAAUGAAGCAUUAAUACUUAAAUUCUGCAUAUUAAAGUAUUUAAAAUAGAAUAAGAAAUCUAAGAAUAUUCAAUAAUAAAAAACAAUAUACUCUUAUUAUAGAAAUCUAUAAUCUAUAUAUAAAUAUUCAAUUAGAUAUUAAAUAUAGAAGAGAUAAAAUAAAAAAAAUAAAGUCAAGAGCUUAAAGCCAAUAAAGACUAAGAAAAAUGGCUAAAGACUUAAAUUAUUCAUAUAUUAUUACUAUUUGAGCUCCAUUGUAAAAUUAGGACCUAACCAUUAAGUAAGAAGUGAUGGGGACGACGGAACUUAUGAGAAUACAAAAGAUUCAAUUCAAUUCAAGAUGAAAUAAAAAAAAAUCUUAAACAUUCACUGGCUGGGAUGGCGGAAUAAACCAAUGUUAAAUUAUUUUAUUUCUAGAUACUAGCUAUAAGAUGUCACAAACUCGUCCUAGAAAUGAAAUCUAAAUUGACAGAGUCAAUAUUCGCCCGCGAAAACUUUUUUCAAAAGAAUCAAUAUUCAAUCUAAAGCAAUAUAAAGAAUAGUCAAAAAUGAAGGAUUAGUUAGACUCAGAGAAUCAUGAAAAAACUGUAGAAUAAUUCAUUUCAAUUCAAAUAGAUUUAAAAAAAGAUCACUCAAUCCCUAAAUAUUAUUUUGACUUCUCAGUCCAGACUUUUAUUAUCUAUCUUUAGAUUUAGAUAUCUUCACUAUGAUUAGUCAAUUUGAGUCAAACGCUCAUUUUGUAAAUACUUUAUUCGUAAUUCGCGAGGAGCUGGAUGAGAAGAAACUCUCACAUCCGGUUCUGUAGUAGAGAUGGAAUAAAUAAAAAUCCAUCAACUAUAACCCCAAAAGAACCAGAUUCCGUAAACAACAUAGAGGAAGAAUGAAGGGGAAUAGCUUCUCGAGGGAAUCAUAUUUGUUUCGGUAAAUAUGCGCUUCAAGCACUUGAACCCGCUUGGAUCACAUCUAGACAAAUAGAAGCUGGGCGACGGGCUAUGACACGAAAUGCACGUCGUGGAGGAAAAAUAUGGGUACGUAUAUUUCCCGAUAAACCAGUUACUGUACGGACCCGCAGAAACACGUAUGGGUUCAGGAAAAGGAUCCCCUGAAUAUUGGGGUUGCUGUUGUUAAACCCGGUCGGAUACUUUUUGAAAUGGGUGGAGUAACAAAAAAUAUUGCCAGAAAAGCUAUUUCAAUAGCAGCAUCAAAAAUGCCGAUACAAACUCAAUUCAUUAUUUCGGAGAUAGAAUAGACGAUAUAACUCUAGAACCAACCCAAAGAAUCUUAAGAAUGAAACAAAAACAAAAAAAAAAAGAGGUUUCGUUUUAUGUUUGUGGACAAAAAAUAUUUCUUUUUUUCUUCGCCCUUUGCAUUGUGAAAGAAAAGAAUAAAAAAAAUGCUAUGAUUCAAUCCCAAACCCUUUUAAAUGUAGCGGAUAACAGCGGGGCUCGAAAAUUGAUGUGUAUUCGAAUAAUAGGAGCUAGCAAUCGUCGAUAUGCUUAUAUUGGUGACAUUAUUGUUGCUGUUAUCAAAGAAGCUGUACCUAACAUGCCUCUACAAAGAUCUGAAGUAGUUAGAGCCGUAAUCGUGCGUACCUCUAAAGAACUAAAACGUGGCAACGGGAUAAUAAUACGAUAUGAUGAUAAUGCCGCAGUUGUUAUUGAUAAAGAAGGAAAUCCAAAAGGGACCAGAAUUUUUGGUCCAAUCCCCCGGGAGUUAAGACAAUUAAAUUUUACUAAAAUCGUUUCAUUAGCUCCUGAGGUAUUAUAAAAAAAAUUAAAAAAUGGGAGUAGAAUCUGUCUCACGUAUAUAACUUUAAGAUUAAAAUAAAGUAAGAUAAACACAAUAAUCCAUAGACAAUAAAAAAAACACGUUGAGAGUAGAAAAAUUUUUAGCUCCAUAAUUAGAGUUCAUCAUGGGUAGGGACACUAUUGCUGAGAUAAUAACUUCUAUACGGAAUACUCAUAGGGAUGGAAAAAGAACAGUUCGAAUCCCAUCCCAGUAAUAUUAACGAAAAGAUUGUAAAACUCCUUUUAAAAGAAGGUUUUAUUGAAAGUGUGAGAAAUCAUCGAGAAAACAACAAAAAUUUUUUAGUUUUAACUCUGCAACAUAUAAACACUAAAAAAAGGACCUUUAGCAAUAUUCUAAAUUUAAAACGGAUAAGUCGACCCGGUCUACGAAUGUAUUCUAAGUCUAAAAAAAUACCUAAAAUUUUAGGCGGGAUGGGGGUUGUAAUUCUUUCUACUUCACGUGGUAUAAUGACAGACCGAGAAGCCCGACUGCAAAGAAUCGGGGGGGAGAUUUUGUUUUAUAUAUGGUAAUAUUUUCAAGAUGCCAAUUAGGUAGAAACUUUCCAUUUCUAUGAUUCCCAAAUGGGAUAUUUUAGAAUCUAAUGAAAUCCCCAUUCCUUAUUGCUUCUAGGUCACUGAAAUAAAGAAUAAAGUCCUUCGGAUGAAAGAACAAAAAUCACUUUCCUUUUUUUCAAGAAUUUUUUUAUUAAGGAAUCCUUUUCAAAUAGUAUGUUCUGGUUUUCUUUUUUAUUGAUUUAGAUAAUCAACUAAUAAAGUAAUAAAGAUUGGAUUAUAAGUUCUUUUUGUGAAAAUAGGCUAAAUUCAUUUUUAGUUUAGACGGAUAACUUCAGAACAAGUCGAUGAAGCUUUUGCAACACAACAAUGAUUCAAAGGAGUCAUUUUUAAACUUAGCUAUCUCUUUGGCAAAAAUAACAAAAUUAGAAAUUGAAAAUAAAAAAAAAAAUGAAUGUUUUUAUUAUAAUCUUCCAAUCAAACCGAAACUCUAAAGUAAAUUUAAAAGAAAUGUAAGGAGUCUGAAUAUGAAAAUAAGAGCUUCUGUUCGUAAAAUUUGUGACAGAUGUCGAUUAAUACGGAGAAGGGGACGACUUAUAGUAAUUUGUUCCAAUCCCAGACAUAAACAACGACAGGGAUAAUAAGACUUCGCAACUUAACUUAGUAACUAAACCAAUUAUAGAAAUGAAAGAAUCGUGAAAUGGAUAUAUCCAUAUAGUAUAUCGCU